AUGUCGCAUAGAGAAGACACCCAGAACCUCUUGAGCCUCAAGGGCAUCCUGCACACGGACGAGGGUCCCGUCGGCGACGAACCCAACUUCCGGUCUCUGCGAGACGGCCGCAGGUAUGUAACUUCUAAAGAUGCUGACGGCAUUAGAGAUGUCACCUUUCAAACGAUCGUAAGGUAUCUCGACUAUAUCCCCAAAGACAAGGUUUUCAUCAUCGAGAGACUUCCAAUGCAAGGAUCAUGGCGACCCGCGAGAGGGCCUACUCAGGACGAUACAGUCCUGGACGUAGCCUGGGACCUCCUUCUCGCCCUUGCAUUGUUACACGCGACAGGUACUGUACACGGAGACGUCCGCCUCCACAACAUCUUCCCUUUCCCUUCAGAAGACUCGUCGCGCGUCCGCUUCAAGCUCUUCGGACACGGCCUCGUUCCGGAGGUCAUCAACCACCAGCUGCGGAACGACGGCUUCACGGCCCCUGGGCUUCGUUCGCCAGGCAAGUGGUACGACCUGAGCACCAACAGGAAGCCGACGUUCGAAUCUGACAUUUGGAUGCUGGGCAUGGUGCUCUGGCACGUUCACCGUUUCGGCGUCAAUUACGACGGCCGCGGAUCUGCAAGACAAAGGUGGGAGUCGGAUAGGAUGGACCAGCCUGACCUGACUGACGGCGCAAAAUAUGGCAUCAAUCCCCUGCCUACACGGCCUCGUGGCUGUGAGCCUUCGCCUCAUCGCUUUGUGGAGGAUCUGCUUCACAAGAUGCUCAUUCCAGACCCUAAGCAGCGAUGGACUGCUGCGGACUUGCUGGAGCAGAUGAAGUUACAAAAGCGUUACACGCCAGCGGAGGAUGACAUGAAGAGAGACCUGGCUGACCUACAGGCUGCUCUCAAAGGUGAGAAAUACGAUACAUUUAGAAGGAUGGUGGCCAUGUUGGAAGGGGUCCCACGCAGAUCUUGGACGCGGUUGGGAGGAUAUAUCUUCUUAUUCGCUUUCUUCUGCGUACUUUUAUGAGUAUAGAUGGGGGUUUUGCUUGUAUCUAGGACUCGGGUGGGAAUUUGCUUUUUGUUCGGAUCAAGC
Molecule: messenger RNA, 1068 nt
Organism: Colletotrichum phormii
Lineage: Eukaryota; Fungi; Ascomycota; Sordariomycetes; Glomerellales; Glomerellaceae
Product: kinase-like domain-containing protein
Exons: 2
Coding region: 1-1002 (333 amino acids)
Biological process (GO): protein phosphorylation
Molecular function (GO): ATP binding; protein serine/threonine kinase activity
Source: RefSeq, a predicted model, not a curated record